GGGGCGCGGCUGCCCCGCUUCGCUAGGAGGCCACGUGGCGCAGAUGACGUUACGGGCGGGGUGCGAGGCCUCGCCCCCGGGCGGGGCCGCGCCGCUCCGCGCUCCGAAGGGAAUCCCGGUGACGUAAGGGGAGCCCCGGCGCGCGCCCCACGCCGGCCGCCGCUCGGGGUCCCGGUGUGCUGUCUCUGGGCCCCGCCGCCGGCAUCGGUCGCCGUCCCUCUCGUCCUCCCGCCGCCCCACGCGCCCCGCUUUGCGGCCCGCCCCGGCGGCGGCGGGACGGGAGGGGCGCGGCGAUCCCUGCCCGACGGCGCAUCCGCGGCGGCCCUCGGCUGUCCGAUGGGCUGGCGGGAGGUGCUGCGGGGUGCGGAGGCGGGGCGGGGAGGAGAGGAGAGAGGCCCCGCGCGGGGAGGACCGCUAAGUGCCAGAUGUUUGGCAACAGUCAGGGAGGAAGUCGCUGCCGGGGCCCUGAGUCCCGCCCGAGCCGCGCCGGAGUAGGCAGGGCCGCGCCAUGGCCCGCACGGCUCCCCCGACAGUGCCGCCGCCCCCGGGGCCGCCGGCCCGCGGCUCUCUCAGCCUCCAUCGCGCCUACCUGCGGAGCCCGCUGGGCCUGCUACGCCUGGGGCAGCUGGCUCUGGGCGCUGCCUUCUGGGUGACGGUAGCGGCUCAUAAGUACGAGGGGGCGGCCCACUUCGCUCUGUUUGCCGCCGUCCUCAUCUGGCUCCUCACCCUGGCCCUCUUCGGGCUGAGCCUGCUGGGGCGCUGGGAGCUGGUGCCCUGGCUGGGCUCCCGCUGGCUCCUCACCAACCUGGUGCACGACCUGGCACUGGGUGUGGGGCUCUACGCAGCUGCCACUGGCAUCAUGGGUCACAAGGCCAAGCAGAGAAGCUUUUGCAACCUGCCGGGCUACAGCCAGCACUGCCUGUACAGUGCCUACCUGAGCGCCUCCAUCUGCGGGGGCAUCACUGCCUGCCUGUACCUCUUCUCCGGGCUCUAUUGCCUGUUGCGGCGUUGCCAGGACCAGCGAGACAUCAUCUGAGAUCCCGUGCCACUUGGCUCCCCUUCUCAGCCGCAGACAGAACACAGCCUGUCUUUGGGAUGAAACGACCCUGCCACCCCAUCCACUCCUGGCUGACUGCACUGCAAUUCCUCCAGAGACUCCUGCACAAACGGACGGACAGACAGAGGCCUUCGCGGAGCACGGCUUCCCCUGCAGCGCACCGAGGCAGUGUGGACACUCAGCCACUGCACAGGCCCUUCUCCCAGCCCUCGACAGACAUAGGCUACUGCAAGUGGAAGGACCCAAAUGGAGAGCCCCUAAGAGGGAUAUCAAUCUUUGGGAGCCCCCCUAGGACUCAAGCCAAAAUCCCCUGCCCCUGGUCUUGCAGAUGCUGCAUGCUCAGGUGGGUGCUGACUAUUCCCUGGGGUAGAGAGGGGAUGCCUGGGGGAGCUGAGCUGGGGGCAGCAGCUCCUAGUGGAGUUGGAUGGGCAUAAACCCCCCUGACCUGCUGGCAGCCCCGUCUUGCCAUUCCAGCUGCAUGGCGCCUCCACAAUUCCCUAAGGGAGGCUCUGAACUUGGCUUCCCCAGCCUGGGCCCCUCCUUCUGUCUGGCCUGAAAACAUUCUUUAUCUUAUUGGAGCCCCAAAGGGCUCAGUGCCUUCCUGCCCUGCACUCAAGGGGUGUGGAGACACCCAGGUACUGCACAGCCAGAUCCAGCAUUACCCCAGUCCAGUUUGGAGGCUGAGAAGGGCAGCAAGGCCUCCAUUGCUGUGGAGGGAGAGGAAGGACAAGUGGAGCCGUAACCUGUUCUGUGACCCUGGGCAGGGGGUAAAUUCCUCCAGCCCUGGAGUUUGUGCAGCCCUGGGAUGGAGCCAGGUGCCCCAGAGGCUGAGGGGAGCCAGUCAUGGGGUUGUUGUCUCCUCUCCUGCUGUCCCUGCAGAGAGGUUUGUGGCUCCAAGCCAUCCAGAGCCACUGAACCAGCCCUGGGACCAGGCUACUCCAAAAGGGACAGAAACAGCCUCGCUGGUUCUGGAGACCAGCCUGCAGCCCUGCCUGUCUCUGCCGCACUUGGUUUAUCAUCCUGGAAAAUCUUCAUCUCUGGACUCACUGGGAGUGGGCAGUGCCUGGAGACUGUGGUGAGGUGGAGGGGAAGGGUGAGCAUUGCAGCAUGGCAGUGCUAGGCUGUGCUGGGGAGCUGGGGCCAGGCAUUGUGGGAUCACAACCUAUCUUGGAGAACAGAAGAGGACACUGGCACUGGAGCCAGCCCAGCCCUGGAUCAGCCUCCCAAAUCCAUCAGGUGUCAAGUCCUGACGAGGCCAUGUAGGGCUGACUAGAGAAAUGGGCAGCCAGAGACAGAAUUUUUGGAGCAGAGCCCCACUAGGGCUGCCAUGCCACAAGCCCUCCUCACCCUGCCUGGAGGCAGGUCCUUUCUAUUGCUCCCAGUUCGAGGGAGGGUCUGCUCCAGUCUCUACAUAGACUUAGAUCAGUGAUAUGGGUGUCCCCAGCAGCUGGCCACAGCUGCCUGUUGCCUGGGGUUCCCUGGCGCCUUUUUUGAGGUGGAGAGCAGCAGCCAUGAUUCCCCUGGGUGCUUGAAGGGGUCUGGGAUUGGUACUGAGUCACCACUUCCAUCAUGAUGUGCUGUCCCAGUGCAUACCCCAUCAUGCUCAGGGCUCCUUCCAAGCCCCAGGCCAUGUACCCCUUCCUUGGGUAGGACAUGCUGGCUGUGCCCUGUGUCAAGGCUGGUCCCUGACACUGCCUGCCUCUGCCUUACUCUGGUGCAGCCCUUGGCCCAGGCUGUCCAAAAUGCCCUCGGUGCUUCUGCCAGCACAAGUGCCUUCCCCUGGCUUUCUGCAGCCCUGUCUGUCACACCAGCUCUAUCCCCCUACAGCCUCCUUUCAGGUGCCAAUGGAUUCACCUUCCAAAUAAAGCAAUGUUGGCGCUCA
Pyrgilauda ruficollis (rufous-necked snowfinch) is the source of this 2939-nucleotide messenger RNA. RefSeq names its product MARVEL domain containing 1 (gene MARVELD1). The coding region runs from base 509 to 1036 and encodes 175 amino acids. The record is from RefSeq and is a predicted model, not a curated record. Gene Ontology annotation, molecular function: structural constituent of myelin sheath. Gene Ontology annotation, cellular component: membrane. Gene Ontology annotation, biological process: myelination. The transcript has a single exon. NCBI's taxonomy places the organism in Eukaryota, Metazoa, Chordata, Aves, Passeriformes, Passeridae.